UUUGGGAGGCCAAGCAACAGCUGUCCCGUGCAUCCGUGCGACAACCGCUCGUUCGGUAGUCGUUACGCUCCCUUCGCUUGGGCUUCCACUAGCCCGCUCAAGCAAAGCGAGGCCUUUUUCAUUUUUAGAAUUAUUUUUCGUUUCGUUCACGUUUUAUUCAAGUUUUCAUUUUGUUUCGGAGGUUUUAUAUUCGUUUUAUUAAUUUAUAUUAGUGCAUUAAGAGUAAGAGUAAGAGAUUUUAAGAUUGCGUAAUUGCGGAGAAAGUGAAAAUGUCGUUUUCACGUGCUAAGAUUACGCGCUUCAAUGAAGCAGUUUCGGUUACACCGUCGCCGGCUGAUUACAACGUGAAACUGGAGCAAAACGCCAAGGGGGCGGUUAUUUCUCGUAGUGAUCGCUUUGUAGAUGGCAAGAGUCCGCAUUCUGAUUGUGGAAGUUCAGUUAAUUCUGUUCACACCGUUCACAGCACGCCGUGUUUCCGCACUCCUACAUUACCAAAAAAGAAGAAAACCAUCUUUACACUCUCGGGGCGCAAGACCAAACCAACCGACCUUUUCUCCAAAAAUAAGAAAAAAUCAAGCGAUGUUGUUGAAGACGAAGAGCUGGAUCUGGAAGCGCUCAAAGACAAAAUUGUCGAAUGUCACAACAAAGAUAUUUUCAUCAAAGAUCUCACGGAACAAAUCGAAGAGAUGAAAGAAGAACUGAAUGAUCUUGAGCGACAAAAGGAAAAAUUAACUCGUGAGCGGUGCAAGUUUUCGGAAACAUGUGAUGAAUUGCGCGAAGAACACAGGAUUAUGAUGCAAAAAGCGUUUUUGGAAUAUGAUACUGAAACCAAUGAUUUAAAGCUAAGGAUUCGUCAACUGGAAGCUGAACUUCUGCAUGAACAAGAAACUCUUAAACAAAUCCGUGCCGAUGAUGAACACUCCAAAGAAAUCACACAAAACCUGAUUGACAGUUACAAAAAUUCAUUGGAUGAACAAAAUAGAAAUCACCAGCAGACCAUCGAAGAGAAAGAACGAAUCAUUAUUGAUUUACAAAAGAGUCUAUCAGUUUUACAAGAUAAAUUAGACACAAUUCAAAAGGAUCAUGACACUAAAAUUUUGAGUAUGCAGAAAAAACAUAAAGAUGAAAUCAUGGAUUUGGAGUUUACAAUGUUAAAGACUGUAACAGAGACACAGAAUAUGCUCGCCAAAGAAAAAGCAACGUUUGAAAAGAAAUUGACUACUCUUACCCAAGAGCACAAGCAGGAUAAAGCAAAAUUAUUGGAAGAAACACAUGCCAAAAUUAAACAAAUUGAAGAAGAUGCCAAAGAGGCAAAUGUUUUAGCUGAGAUUCAAAUGCAGGAGCGAUGCAAGGAUAUUGAAGCUACAUGGCAGAUGACAUACGAAAAACAAAGAGAUGACUCGGCGGCCAUCUUGAAAGAAUGUCAAGCAAUUGGCGAAUACAGCAUCCAGCAGUGCGAAUGGGAAAAGAACGCAAUUAAGGCGGACCUGGCUGCUAAAAUCGAAGAAUUGAAGCAGUUCGAAAGGGACAAUGCUGAUUUGCAUAUUGCUCUGCAGGAAGCUGAUAUGAAAUAUCACGACUUGCUUGAGCGGAUUGAUUCGAUCAAAACGUCCAAAUCACAUGAACUCGAAAAAUCUAGAACUGAAUUGGCUGAGAUGCAACAGCAGAAAAAACUGUAUGAGAUCUCAAUCACAAAAGCACAUGAGACUAUAGAUACACUAAAGAAACGUCUCUUAGAUUCUGAUCAUGAUGUUGAACAGUUGAAAUCAGAACUGGAGUCCUGCGAAUUGUCUAAAUUAGAAUUUGAAGCCCGCUGUAAUCAGCUCAGAGACGAGUUGGAACUUGUCGCUAAACAUAGUGAAGCAGCUGAGGAGGAGUAUCAUGAUACCUUGAAGAAAACAGAUGACAAAAUCGCUGAAUUGGAAAUCAAUCUAAUUCGCAAAGUAGAAGAAUACAAAGCAGAAGCAUUAACACAAAUUGACGAACUUAUGGAGCACUUACAUCAGAAAGAGUGCGAUUUGCAGGAAGUCUUUGAGCAGUUACAUCAUGAGCACAACAUUAACAAAGAGGCACACAGUUUGAUUGAAAAAGCACAGACGGAGAUUGACGCAAUUACAACGAGGAAUGAACAGUUACAGAUUGAACUUAGCAAUGUUAAAGAAGGUUUUAUCACUGUGCAGGAACAAUUGGAAGAUGCUGAACUUAAAGUUUCUGGCUUGGAGGUGGAUAAUGAUGAUCUUCGUAUGAAGUUGGAUGAAAUGGAAGCAGUUAAUCGAGCGUUAGAAGCAUACGAAAACAAGAGCGAUGAGAUUGAUAGCUUAUUGAAACAACUGCAGCAAAUGCAGGAAAAGAGUGAUUCGUACUCGCAGUACUGCGAUUAUUACAAGCACAAGGCAACAUUGUGUGAAAAGGAAAUUGAAGAGUUGGAAGGUAUUAACAAGAAGUACAUCGAGCAGAGUGGGAAGUAUGAUGCUUUGCUACAACAGUUUGAAGCUAUGCAGACGUAUUGUGCUGAGUUAGAGAAAAAGACUGCUGAACAAGAUGCUCUUAUUGGACCAUUCCGAUCCCAAUUGGAAGCAUACGAAGUGGAACGAAAUGCACUUGUAUCUCAGAAAGCUGCUGCUGAGGAUGAAGCUAAGCAAAUGGGUUUCAAAUACGCGCAACUUCUGGGGCAUCAAAAUCAGAGGCAAAAAAUUAAGCACUUGAUGGACCUGAAAGCUAAAAAUUACGAUUUAAUCGAGGAGAAGAAAGACUUGGAAUGUAAACUGAAAUCACAUGCAAAGACGAUCGAGAAGCUGAAUAAGCAGUUGUCAGCAGUCCUCCACUCUCCACGCAAAUCGAAAAUUCAUUCCACCGACAAAGAAAACGUGGCGUCCCCCAACCGGACGUUGAACAAUAGCCGGGUGGAAAGCCCUGGGCCGUUGCGGGAAAGAAAUUGAAGCAUCUAGAUAAAUUGCAAAAGAAAUCUAAAAUGCAUGUUUUAGUUAUUUUAUUUUACAAAAACGUUUGAACAUUUUGGUAUUUAUAAUUUGAGUUUUUGACUGAUUUAACUAAUAUUUUUAUGUUUCGCAGUAUGUAGCGCCUUGCGUUUUGUGUCCAUUAUGUUUCAUUACUGACUAUUUUAAAUAAUUUUAUUUAAGAUUACUGUUUAUUUAUGUUCUACGCGUAGCAUUAGUGCUGUGACGAAAUAAGAGGAAAGAAAAUGUAGGACUAGAAAUUGUCAUUGAUUCCAACCGGUGAAAAUAGUUUGUCAUGUUGCUUUACGAUUAGCGGAGAAUUUUAAAGAAUUUAAAGCAAUGGCACAUGCAGCCACGCUUAGCACAUGUAAUUUUAUUUUAUUAAUAUUAUUUGCAAAUGUAUAUCUUAUAAUUUUAUAAUAAAACUUUUCUAUGACGUCAAA
Molecule: messenger RNA, 3400 nt
Organism: Dalotia coriaria
Lineage: Eukaryota; Metazoa; Arthropoda; Insecta; Coleoptera; Staphylinidae
Gene: CLIP-190
Product: Cytoplasmic linker protein 190
Exons: 5
Coding region: 270-2939 (889 amino acids)
Molecular function (GO): hyaluronic acid binding
Source: RefSeq, a predicted model, not a curated record